Molecule: messenger RNA, 477 nt
Organism: Microthlaspi erraticum
Lineage: Eukaryota; Viridiplantae; Streptophyta; Magnoliopsida; Brassicales; Brassicaceae
Source: the annotation of a GenBank genome assembly
AUGAAUAAGAACCUUUUCCUCGCGUUUGGAUUCACGAAGAGGCGCAGCCGUUACAGGGGAAAUGAAAGGGCUGACGAUGAAGAUGAAAAAGUACACGGAGUAAGCGACAAUGUGGCAAUUGGAACGGAGACUGUGGAGGUUUGGACUGAAACCGAGACAGGAGGAGUAGUGGAGACGGCUGGGUGUGGAGGGGAUGUAUUUCUCACCGGCUGGUCGUUGGAGAGACGAAUUGAGACGCCAAGAUUGGAGAAGAGGCCAUCGGGUCUGAUGGCGAAGGUAGGAUCACGAAAGCAAGAAGGAACCCUAAAUCCAAAGGAGAGCUCGUUGACGCCGGCGAUCGAAACGGAGACGGUGGGAGUUUGGAAGGAGAUCAAGGCCGGAAAAAUAGUGGAGAGAUGGGUUUGGAGCCGAAGUAUUUCUCACCGGUGGCAACAAAAAGCGACGGUGGGUGUGAGGUGGUGGUUUCUGUGUCUUUAA